AUGGCAUCCUCUACAGAAAUAAAAGUGCAAACGAAGGAUAGGCCAUUCACAAUUAAGCAAUCACAAAAAUUGAUUAUGGAGCUUAUCAAGAUUUCCUUGGACUGUGUUGUGUUCUUGAGACACAUUUUCAACGAUGAGCAUUUUGUGGAUCAAAAGUUUGUCGUUGAUGUCAAUGCAUCAGAUAAUAAGAGAAAUUGGAUUAAAACUAAGCAAGUCAGGAGAGGAAUAAGCAACGAUGGUGAUUUAUAUUUAAAUUGGAUAGAAAAAGGCAUUUUCGAGUCUAUUAGUUUGAAGUACUUAAAUGCAUUACAAUUUGGAAUAUAUCUUGAUAGUAAAAAACCUCAAAGUCUCAUUGAAGCAUAUGUUUUUGAAAUAGAUUAUGACAAUUACAAUUUGAUGUUUAUAAGUGAUAAACAUUCUUCCAAUUCGAAAACAUCGAAUUUUGGAGCAAGGGAAAGAGUACAGAAAUUACUUCGCCAAAUAAUUGUUUCCAUUCAAGCUUUAGAACCUCUUCCAGCAGAGAAGUAUAUUUCUAUCAGAUUAAUGUUUAAUGAGAACUGCCCAAAAGAUUAUAGCCCGCCAUUCUUCAAUGAUCCAAACAGUCUUCCUCCGACGAUCUCCGUGGAAAAAGGUUAUCUCGAAAGCAAAAAUAAGAGCAUGUAUUCAAUGAAUACAGGCAUUGAUUCUGUUAGCGUUGAUUUUUUGACAGGUGUUGCUCUGGGACUGGAUGAAACUGAAAAUAUAGAUCCAUUUCUGACCGUCUUCCAUUCUUUGAAUUCACAUAAAACAAUUACAUCAGAAGAAAUUGAAUUUCCCAAAUAUAUCAACUGCAAUCCGCUUCCGUUAAGUCAAUUUCUCAAUUCAUGCAGCAAAGAUUCCCGAAAAGAACUUCCCUCAACGAUACCAGUUGAAACUCAGGACCUUGUCUCUCCGGAAGACUGCGAGUGUGGUGCUGACUACGAGAAAUCAGUACCUCACUUCAAAUGUGGUAAGUGCAAUCGUACUGUCCAUUCUUUCUGUUAUGGGGUUGUGAGUCACUCAGUGGCUGGUGGCACUUGCUACACUUGUAUGUUUGGAAAUUUAGAAGAAGAUUUGAUUUCUUUGAUGAGGACUAGAUAUUUAUGGAAAUACUUCACUAAUUAUGGUAUUCCCCAAUUUUCGCAAUUAUUAGGAAUAUUCAAGCUGCUUAGAAAAGAAAAUAACAUAGUCAAAAUUUUGAAUCUGCUUUUCAAAGAUAAUGUCUUGGCAACAUUUGAAAAUCCCAUAUUAAGAAAAGAUGGUGGCUUUCUAGUUGGCUGCGGCGUCUGGAUUCCCUCAAUCGGUGGCAUAGUAGAUAACACUGGAGUCGAAUUAAAAAAGAAAAAAAAAUAUUAUAUUGCCUUCGUUCCCAGAGUUAAGACAUACAUUAAGAACCUCAGCUAUAAUCAAAAGACGAAAGAAAUUUAUUUUGCCAAUGCUUUGGCCACAGCUGACGUUGUUAUAAGCAAAUUAGAACAAUUCAAAGAGCAGAGAAAAAGCAGUUUGGCAUUAUCUGAACUUGAACGCAGUCUGGAAAUUUUCAGUAGUUUCAACCUGCCUGAGAAUAUAGAAGAUCUCUCCAAGAAAAGAAUGAUGUUAGCUAAUAAGAGUCCGGCAUCUGAUGAGAUUGAUCAAUUGUCAUUUGAAGAUUCUUUGACAUUCUUGUCGCAGUCGCAAAAUUUAGAUCUUUUUUCUCCAAUCUCUAACAAGAAAAGGUUCUAUAGCGUUGAAGGCAAGCUGAGUCAAGCGAAAUCUAAAAGAUUGAAAAUACAUGGUAAUAGUAUGUAG
Molecule: messenger RNA, 1806 nt
Organism: Priceomyces carsonii
Lineage: Eukaryota; Fungi; Ascomycota; Pichiomycetes; Serinales; Debaryomycetaceae
Exons: 1
Coding region: 1-1806 (601 amino acids)
Biological process (GO): synaptonemal complex assembly; meiotic recombination checkpoint signaling
Cellular component (GO): nucleus
Source: RefSeq, a predicted model, not a curated record